This is a messenger RNA of Cucumis sativus (cucumber), 2250 nucleotides long. Its product is annotated as E3 ubiquitin-protein ligase XBAT33. The transcript has 11 exons. Gene Ontology annotation, biological process: protein targeting to chloroplast. The record is from RefSeq and is a predicted model, not a curated record. Lineage: Eukaryota; Viridiplantae; Streptophyta; Magnoliopsida; Cucurbitales; Cucurbitaceae. The coding region runs from base 238 to 1776 and encodes 512 amino acids. Gene Ontology annotation, molecular function: chloroplast targeting sequence receptor activity; protein binding. Gene Ontology annotation, cellular component: chloroplast outer membrane.
UGUUAAUAAAAUUUUUAGAUUAUGCUGUUGUUGUAACCAAAAUGGAGAUAAAUUUAUGAACUUUUCCAAUGUUACAAACAAGAGAAAGAAAAAGGAAAGUCGCAUCUCACCGCAAGAACAAAGAAAAGCAAGAAAAGAGUAAAGGGAAGGAAGAAAAAAAGGGUCUUGAGAAAUUUCGUUUAAGGAUCUUGACUUGAUUCUAUUGUUCUUUUAAUUCCCACCCAUUUCUUGCUGAGAAUGGGGAAUUCAUUUGGGUGUUCGGCGUCAGGGGAGAGAUUGGUGUCGGCAGCGAGAGAUGGCGACUUGGUGGAGGCUAAAAUGCUUUUGGAUUGCAACCCAUGUCUCGCUAAAUACUCCACUUUCGGUGGUCUUAAUUCCCCUCUCCAUUUUGCGGCUGCUAAAGGCCACAACGAGAUUGUGUCCUUGUUGCUUGAAAAUGGAGCUGAUGUGAAUUCCAGGAAUUACUGUGGCCAGACAGCAGUGAUGCAAGCUUGUCGAUAUGGGCACUGGGAAGUUGUACAAACUCUUCUGGUUUUCAGAUGCAAUGUAAUGAGAGCAGACUACCUCAGCGGUCGGACUGCUCUCCAUUUUGCUGCCGUAAAUGGUCAUGUGAGAUGUCUAAGACUUAUUGUGGCCGACUUUGUUCCUAGUGUUCCCUAUGAGGCCAUUAAUAGUCAGUCAGUUGUCAGCAGAAGUGAUGGUGUAAAUGUGAAGAACAAAUGUGAACAAGGUGCUUUGUCCAAGUUUAUAAAUAAGGCAGCUGAUGGUGGCAUUACUGCUCUUCAUAUGGCAGCAUUAAACGGAUACUAUGACUGUGUUCAUCUUCUUCUUGACCUACAUGCUAAUGUUUCGGCCGUAACAUUUCAUUACGGGACCUCUAUGGAUUUGAUAGGAGCUGGAAGCACUCCUCUGCAUUAUGCAGCUUGUGGGGGUAACUUGAAGUGCUGUCAGAUUCUCCUUGCAAGAGGUGCCUCGCGGAUGACUUUGAAUUGCAAUGGGUGGCUUCCGUUAGAUGUAGCCAGAAUGUGGGGACGCCACUGGCUUGAACCUCUGCUAGUUCCCAACUCUGACUCUAUAUUACCGAGAUUCCCCACUUCCAACCACCUAUCCUUGCCUCUACUGAGUGCAUUAAACAUUGCCAGAGAAUGCGGUUUUAAAUCUAUGGGAGCAACCUCGGAUGAUGGGGAUACCUGUGCUGUCUGUCUGGAGAGAGUAUGUUCUGUGGCAGCAGAGGGAUGUGGGCACGAGCUUUGUGUGAGAUGUGCACUCUAUCUUUGUUCGACCAGCAAUAUCCAUUCGGAAAUGAUUGGCUCAUUGGGCUCAAUUCCGUGUCCGCUUUGCAGACACGGUAUUAUAUCUUUUGUAAAAUUGUCAGGUGCUACAGCAAAAGAAAAACAACUUCAUCUGUCUCUUAGCAUAUGCAGCCCAUGCAUUCUUCACACCGGCGAUGCUGAAGAUCAAGCUUCAACUUGUACGCCAGAGAUCCGUAAGAACCGUGUGGCUUCCGUUUCUUCAGAUGUAUUUUGCCCAGUAACUUGCAGCCCAUUCCCAUCUGCUGCUAUUCCUUUGUGUACAUGCAACGACGGUCCAUGCCCGACUUUUGAGUCCCGAGACGUUGGAACAGAAGAUGAAUCACCACGUCAAUCACAAGCAACCCCUAUAGACCAGGACAAAUUGGGAGGUCCAAGGUCAGAAAGAACUAGCUGUUCAAGCAUGUUUUGGGGCAGGAGAAGCUGUAGCAGGGAGAAUCAAUGCAAUUCAGAGAUAAACGCUUGACAUGUCUGGUUAGUAUCGGGUCAGUCAUCUCGACUGAGACUUGAGAAUUUAUAGUAACAACGAUCCUGAAAGUUCCAGUGGAGAUAAAUGUCAUGGAUACAAAGUUUGUCGUAACAUGGUUCGUUUUUCUCUUCGGUUUUGAUGCCAAUUUUUCUGAUGCCUUUAGGAGGCCUGGUUGGUGUGAAUGAUUUGUUUGGGAAUGACAGCAGUUCUGAGCAUUGUUCUGCUUCAAACUCAUUGCUGCUGCCUUCACUUUAAUAGGUAGGGGAAAUAUUUGUAAAAUCUGUAUGUUGGAAUUUUAGUGUCAGCUUUCACUGUAAUUGAAUGAAUAUCAGUAAAAGGAAAAAAAAAAAAGAAAAAAAAGAAGAGAAUACUAUUUAUUAGAUGGCAAUACUUUGAAGAUGGUUUCCUUUUCCUUUUUUUCAUAACCCAAGUGCUUGUUUCAAUAUUAGGUUGAAUUACAAAUUUCCUUGA